AUGGCGGAUAAAACUGCUCCCCGUUGCCAAUUACGGUUGGAAUGGAUACACGGCUACCGGGGACAUCAGUGUCGCAACAACUUGUAUUACACCGCAGGAAAAGAGAUUGUCUACUUCGUGGCUGGAGUUGGUGUAGUAUUCAACACAAGAGAGCACACACAGAAGUUUUAUUUGGGACACAACGAUGACAUAAUCAGUUUGGCCUUGCAUCCUGACAAGAUUCAAGUGGCCACUGGUCAGGUGGGGAAGGAUCCUUACAUCUGUGUGUGGGACUCUUAUGCUAUGCAGACCGUGUCCAUUCUAAGAGAUGCACACACACAUGGAGUAGCAUGCCUGGCGUUUGACACGGAUGGACAGCGAUUGGCUUCUGUUGGUCUGGAUGCUAAAAACACAGUGUGUGUGUGGGACUGGAAAAGAGGGCGGGUUUUGGCCACUGCCACAGGCCAUUCUGACAGGAUCUUUGAUAUUUCCUGGGAUCCUUUCCUGACACAUAGACUGGUUUCCUGUGGAGUGAAGCACAUCAAAUUCUGGACAUUGUGUGGGAAUGCACUAACACCCAAGCGAGGGAUUUUUGGGAAGACAGGAGAUUUGCAGACCAUUUUGUGUCUGGCUACGGCUAAAGAUGAGGUGACAUAUUCUGGAGCACUUAACGGAGACAUCUACGUCUGGAAAGGGCUAAACCUGGCACGCACAAUACAAGCUGCACAUGGAGCAGGAAUCUUCAGCAUGCAUGCAUGUGAAGAGGGUUUUGCCACUGGGGGUCGAGAUGGCUGUAUAAGACUUUGGGAUAUUGACUUCAAACCCAUCACCAAAAUUGACCUCAGAGAGGCUGAGCAUGGUUACAAAGGGCUUUCCAUACGCAGCGUAUGCUGGAAGGCUGACCGUAUCCUGGCUGGCACACAGGACAGUGAAAUCUUUGAAGUGAUGGUACGGGACAGAGACAAGCCUCUGCUUCUCAUGCAAGGCCACUCUGAGGGCGAACUCUGGGCCCUGGACCUUCACCCAAAGCAGCCCCUCGCCGUGACCGGCAGCGACGACCGUUCUGUCCGGCUGUGGAGCCUAACAGACCAUACCCUAAUAGCGCGCUGUAACAUGGAGGAAGCUGUGCGCAGUGUGUCUUUCAAUAAUGACGGCUCACAGCUAGCUCUGGGAAUGAAAGAUGGCUCUUUCACUGUACUGCGAGUCAGGGACAUGACGGAGGUGGUCCACAUCAAAGACAGGAAGGAGGUGAUCCACGAGUUAAAAUUCUCUCCUGAUGGAGCAUACUUAGCCGUGGGUUCCAAUGAUGGAUUUGUGGACAUCUACGCGGUUGCCCAACGCUAUAAGAAGGUGGGUGAGUGCAACAAGUCCACCUGCUUCAUCACACACCUGGACUGGUCGGUGGAUAGUCGCUUCCUACAGACCAACGAUGGUGCAGGGGAGAGAUUUUUCUACAGGAUGCCAGCUGGGAAGUUUCUUCCUAAAGAAGAAGCCAAAGGGAUACAUUGGAUGACAUGGACCAGUGUUAUAGGGCCAGAGGUGAAUGGAAUCUGGCCCAAAUACUCCAAUGUCAAUGACAUCAACUCUGUGGAUGCUAAUUACAGCAGUGCUGUUCUGGUAACAGGGGAUGAUUUUGGUCUUGUCAAACUCUUCAGAUUCCCCUGUCUUAAAAAAGCUGCAAAAUUUAAGAAAUAUAUUGGCCAUUCUGCUCAUGUCACCAAUGUACGUUGGUCACAUGACCUGCAGUGGGUCUUGAGCACGGGUGGAGCAGAUCACUCUCUGUUCCAGUGGAGGUUUCUGCCUGAGGGGGUCAUGAAUGGUGUUCUUGAACCCCUUCUCCAAGAGGGCUAUGCUGACUCUAACAGUGGAGAGUCAGACUCAGACUUGUCUGAUGUUCCCGAGCUUGACUCAGAUAUCGAGCAGGAGGCUCAAAUGAACUACGAGAGACAGGUGUAUAAGGAAGAUCUACCUCAGCUGAAGAAGAAACUAGUUGGUUCUUUGAAAAGGCAGAAAGCACCUGAUGAAAGUCUACGCCUGCAAUUUGUUCACGGGUACCGGGGCUGUGACUGUAGGAAUAACCUCUUCUACACUCAGGCUGGUGAGGUGGUGUACCAUGUCGCAGCAGUGGCUGUGGUCUACAACAGACAGCAGCACACACAGCGCUUCUACCUGGGUCACGAUGACGACAUCCUUAGCCUCACCGUCCACCCACUCAAAGACUAUGUGGCUACAGGCCAGGUGGGCAGGGAUCCAGCCAUUCAUGUGUGGGACAUUCAGACAUUAAAAUGUUUAUCUCUGCUGAGGGGGCAACACCAGCGAGGAGUGUGUGCUCUCGAAUUCACAGCGGAUGGAAAGAGCCUGGUUUCCAUAGGCAUAGAUGAAGGUCACUCCAUAGUGAUUUGGGACUGGAAAAAGGGUGAAAAGCUAGCCAAAGCAAGAGGACACAAAGAUAAGAUCUUUGUGGUGAAAGGCAAUCCCUUCCGCAUGGACAAGCUGGUUACAGUGGGGCUAAAGCACAUUAAGUUCUGGCAGCACACAGGCGGAGGCCUGACAUUUAAGCGGGGCAUCUUUGGGAACCUGGGUAAACAGGAGACCAUGAUGUCUGUGUGUUACGGUCGCUCAGAGGAUCUGGUGUUCUCUGGAGCUACCACAGGAGACGUUUACAUCUGGAAGGACACCUCUCUUCUCAAGACCAUCAAAGCACAUGAUGGGCCUGUGUUUGCCAUGUGUUCCCUUGACAAGGGCUUUGUGACAGGGGGUAAGGAUGGUGUGGUGGAACUAUGGGAUGACAUGUUUGAAAGAUGUCUGAAGACCUAUGCCAUCAAGAGGGCUGCUCUUUCCCCUUCCUCUAAAGGGCUGCUUCUAGAAGAUAACCCCUCCAUUCGAGCCAUCACCCUGGGCCAUGGACACAUUCUGGUUGGCACCAAAAAUGGUGAAAUCCUGGAGAUUGACAAGAGUGGUCCAAUGACUCUACUGGUUCAGGGUCAUAUGGAGGGGGAGGUGUGGGGUCUUGCUGCCCAUCCUUUGUUGCCUGUGUGUGCCACUGUUAGUGAUGACAAGACACUCCGCAUCUGGGAACUUUCUGCUAACCAUCGAAUGGUUGCCGUACGGAAACUGAAAAAAGGCGGUAGGUGUUGUGCCUUCUCUCCAGAUGGAAAAGCCUUAGCUGUUGGCCUAAAUGAUGGUAGUUUCCUGGUUGUGAAUGCUGAUACACUAGAGGACAUGGUGACUUUUCACCACAGGAAAGAACUUAUCUCUGACAUCCGAUUCUCUCAAGAUGCUGGAAAGUACCUGGCAGUGGCUUCCCAUGACUCUUUCGUGGACAUUUACAAUGUGCUGACCAGUAAGAGAGUGGGCAUCUGCAAAGGAGCUUCCAGCUACAUCACACACAUCGAUUGGGACACCCGCGGAAAAUUACUGCAAGUGAAUACCGGUGCCAAAGAGCAGUUAUUUUUUGAGGCCCCUCGUGGACGGAGACAGACGAUCAACACAGCUGAGUUUGAGAAGAUAGAAUGGGCUACGUGGACCUCAGUGUUAGGUCCCACCUGUGAGGGAAUCUGGCCCACUCUGAGUUUUGUCAAUGCCUCUUCACUAACCAAAGAUAGGAAGCUGCUUGCCACUGGGGAUGACUUUGGCUUCCUAAAACUCUUCAGCUUUCCCUGCAAGGGUCAGUUUGCCAAGUUUAAGAGGUAUGUAGGCCACAGUGCCAAUGUGACAAACGUACGAUGGACCAAUGACGAUGCCAUGCUGCUGUCAGUGGGUGGGGCUGACACAGCUCUAAUGAUCUGGGCACGAGAAGGUGUGGGGCCCAGAGAGAGCAAAGCCGUAGACAGCGAGGAGUCAGAUGAUGAUCCUGAGGAAGACGGAGGCUAUGACAGUGAUGUAGCCAGGGAAAAGAAUAUAGACUACACUACCAAAAUCUAUGCUGUCAGCAUUCGAGAGAUGACUGGCAUUAAACCACACCAGCAACAGAAAGAGAUUUUGGUGGAUGAAAGGUAUCUCUGUUGUCUCUGUAGGCCACCAGUUAGCAGAGCUGCUCCUCUACCGGAAAAACUCCUGAAAAAUAACAUCACUAAGAAGAAGAAACUAGUGGAGGAUCUUUCUCUGGACCACGUGUUUGGGUACAGGGGCUUUGACUGUCGUAAUAACCUUCACUACCUCAACGACGGUGCAGAUAUAAUCUUCCACACUGCAGCUGCAGCUGUGAUCCAAAGUCUCUCUGCUGGUACACAGAGCUUUUACCUGGAACACACCGAUGAUAUCCUCUGUCUCACUGUUAAUCAACACCCAAAGUAUCAAAAUGUUAUUGCCACUGGCCAGAUAGGUGAUAUCAGUGACCUUCCAGGUUUGGCUCCAUCCAUUCAUGUGUGGGAUGCUAUGAGUAAGCAGACCCUCUCGGUGCUGCGGUGCUCUCAUGCUAAAGGUGUUGGAUAUGUCAACUUCAGUGCCACGGGGAAACUGCUGCUGUCUGUUGGUGUGGAACCUGAACACACCAUCACUGUGUGGCGCUGGCAGGAAGGAACCAAAGUGAGCAGUAAGGGGGGUCACACGGAUCGGAUUUUUGUCGCAGAGUUUCGUCCAGACUCCGACACUCAGUUUGUGUCAGUUGGUAUCAAGCAUGUCAAGUUCUGGACCUUGGUGGGUGGCUCCCUCAUGUAUAAGAAGGGUGUGAUUGGUGGAGUGGAAGAGGGCAGGGUCCAGACCAUGCUCUCUGUAGCUUUUGGUGCUAAUAAUUUGACGUUUACGGGUGCCAUAAACGGGGAUGUGUAUGUGUGGAGAGAUCACUUUCUGGUGCGGGUGGUGGCCAAAGCCCACACUGGGCCCGUGUUUACCAUGUACACCACCCUCAGAGACGGCCUCAUCGUCACCGGGGGAAAGGAGAGACCGACUAAAGAAGGAGGAGCCGUGAAGCUCUGGGAUCAGGAGAUGAAAAGAUGCAGGGCCUUUCAGUUGGAAACUGGUCUACCUGUAGAGAGUGUCAGAUCCGUGUGUCGUGGAAAGGGUAAAAUCUUAGUGGGCACUAAGGAUGGUGAGAUCAUUGAGGUGGGUGAGAAAAAUGCAGCCUCCAACAUCAUGAUAAACGGACACACGCAGGGGCGGAUCUGGGGACUGGCCACGCACCCCUCUAAAGACGUGUUCAUCUCGGCCAGCGACGAUGGCUCUAUCCGCAUCUGGGACCUCGCAGACAAGAAACUCUUGAGCAAGGUUAGUCUGGGUCACCCUGCCAAAUGUACGGCCUGUAGCCCAAAUGGAGAGAUGGUGUCCAUUGGAAUGGAGAAUGGAGAGUUUAUCGUCCUGCUGGUGAACUCACUGAGCGUCUGGGGAAAGAAAAGAGACCGAAGUGUGGCUAUCCAGGACAUCCGGUUCAGCCCAGAUAACAGGCUGCUGGCUGUAGGAUCUGUGGAGAAUGCAGUGGAUUUCUAUGACCUGACCCUGGGUCCAUCCCUCAAUCGCAUUGGCUACUGCAAAGACAUACCUGGCUUUGUCAUUCAGCUUGACUUCUCUGCAGACAGCAAGUAUAUAGCGGUCUCCACAGGAACAUACAAAAGACAGGUACAUGAGGUUCCCAAUGGGAAAAUGGUGACUGAGCAGGCCAUCAUUGACAGAAUCACCUGGGCGACCUGGACCAGUGUCCUUGGAGAUGAAGUCCUGGGUGUGUGGCCUCGGAACGCUGACAAAGCGGACAUUAACUGUGCGUGUGUUUCCCACGCCGGCCUGAACGUUGUCACGGGAGACGACUUCGGUCUCGUCAAGCUCUUCGAUUUCCCGUGCACGGAGAAAUUUGCCAAACAUAAGCGCUACUUCGGUCACUCAGCACAUAUAACCAAUAUUCGGUUUUCCUUUGAUGACAAGUAUGUAAUCAGUGUGGGAGGCAAUGAUUGCAGUGUGUUUGUGUGGAGAUGCCUCUGA
This is a messenger RNA of Chanos chanos (milkfish), 5889 nucleotides long. RefSeq names its product EMAP like 6 (gene eml6). Gene Ontology annotation, molecular function: microtubule binding. The record is from RefSeq and is a predicted model, not a curated record. The transcript is spliced from 42 exons. NCBI's taxonomy places the organism in Eukaryota, Metazoa, Chordata, Actinopteri, Gonorynchiformes, Chanidae. The coding region runs from base 1 to 5889 and encodes 1962 amino acids.